Sphaeramia orbicularis (orbiculate cardinalfish) is the source of this 6458-nucleotide messenger RNA. It is a transcript of the gene rgs12b, whose product is annotated as regulator of G protein signaling 12b. The transcript has 19 exons. Gene Ontology annotation, molecular function: GTPase activator activity; protein binding. Bases 385 to 5007 code for a protein of 1540 amino acids. Gene Ontology annotation, cellular component: cytoplasm; plasma membrane; nucleus. Lineage: Eukaryota; Metazoa; Chordata; Actinopteri; Kurtiformes; Apogonidae. The record is from RefSeq and is a predicted model, not a curated record. Gene Ontology annotation, biological process: regulation of G protein-coupled receptor signaling pathway; signal transduction.
UCUUAAGGCUACUUCGCCAGAUGGUGCAGCCUUUUCUUUUGUUUACCCAUUGCCUCUGAGUUUACCUUACUAACCUUAGAAACAAAACUAUGGAAACCGCCCGAGCGACAUCACCGCCGGAUGCUGACAAGUAAUUCGCCUUAUCAACUUGGAGAGAGUGACACCAGGAUGGGAGUGCUAGCAUGGCUGUGCAAGAACUGAGGCCAAACUUUCAUCCCUCUGCUGCAUUUUGAACUGCUCCUCCUUUUUUCAUAGCAGCCUGACACCAGAGCUGUUCGACACAGAGAGCAGCGUUUGGAAAUGACCCGUGUUUCUGCUCAGCCAUAGGACGAAUAAUGACUCAUUGAAUCUGAAUCGGUGGACAAAAGAAACUUACCUGGCACAAUGUUUAAGCAAAUGGAUGCGUCAUCCAAAAGACGGCCCUAUGUUGGAAGUGGGCUUAACCUUCCCCAUCAGCCUCCUUCCUCUUCCACCCAGCAAGGCCGUAUCCGAGCAGUGGAGGUGGCAAGAGGGAGAACAGGGUAUGGCUUUACUUUGUCAGGUCAAAGUCCAUGUAUCCUUAGCUGCAUUCUGAAAGGGAGUCCUGCUGACUAUAUGGGGUUACGUUCAGGUGACUACAUCCUGUCUGUCAAUGACAUCAAUGUCUCCAAGGCUUCACAUGAAGAUGUAGUUAAAUUAAUUGGACGUUGUUCUGGCGUUUUGAAACUGGUCAUCGCAGAGGGAGAGCGCCACAGAAGACACCAUCAUCACCAGCGCAACGCCAGCAGUCGGCACCAUAGCAGCAACACCAUGGCAGCAUCUUUUCUGGACUCGUGCUCUAGUGAUGAUGAGCUGGAUGUUUUUUACGAUAACAGUGUUAAUAACAAUAAUAACAGUAGGUCAGGAGCUCGUGGAGGGUGGUACAAACCCAAACUGGAUUCUAAGCAGCUGGGCAUAAACAGAGCCGAGAAGGUUGUGGCUGAGCUGCAGUCUGGAGGAAUUUUUAACAUGAUUUUUGAGAACUCCAGCCACUCCUCUAGCAGCUCCGACAAGGACAGGCCUGUGGUCACAUCCACAUCCAAGCCACGUCCGCUUUCUGAUCCAGAAUUUCCCCCUUAUCGGAACCCCUCCCAUUCCCAGAGCAACCCCAACUUACUGUCUGAGGAGGAGAUGGCUCAAGUUCUAAAUGAUGAUUCAGUUUUUCUUGACUCAGACUUCCGACAUCUUCAUCUUCACCACCAUGAUGAACACGAGGGGGACGUAGGAGAUGGAGCCGACUUGGGCCUAGAGCCCGGCGAAGGCAUCCUCAAUGUGGGGAUGAUUGUUGGCUAUCUGGGCUCCAUUGAACUGGCAUCUACAGGGGCAAGCCUAGAAAAUGACAGCUUGCAAGCCAUCAGAGGAAGCAUGAGGCGCCUCCGAGCAGAACAAAAGAUCCAUUCACUGGUCCUUAUGAAGGUCAUGCAUGACAGUGUGCAUCUGUGCAGUGACAGAGGGCAGGUCUUGGCCACCUAUCCAGCAGAAAAACUAGCCUUCAGUGCCUGUUGUCCAGAUGACAGACGAUUCUUUGGACUGGUCACGAUGCAGGCCACAGAUGACCAUGACGAGCGUCGUUUCAGCCACGGACGAGAUGAAGAGAGUAGUUUGAGAACUUCCUGCCAUGUUUUCAUAGUGGAUCCAGACCUGUCUCACCACCAGGUCCAUUUAGGUGUUGCCCGGAGGUUUGGCUUUGAAUGUACCCCAGACCCAGACACAGGAGGAUGUCUGGAGUUUCCUCCCAGUUCUCAGCCUCUCCUUCAGUUUGUCUCUGUCCUCUACCGAGACAUGGGGGACAACAUUGAGGGGGUGAGGGCUCGAGCCUUCCAUGAUCCAGACAACGACGCUCAACAGAACCACAGCACCAGCAGCAACAGUGACAGUGGGAUUGGCAACUUUUUACCUGAGGAGAAGAGCAACCGAGUGCUUUUAGUUGACCUCGGAGGUCCUCCCAACCACAACCAUGUCCCUGGACUGCGCCACUGGGACAGCCCCCCUUCGUCCCAGCAGGCCUGGAGUCCCACCCUGGGAGCUGCAGCCUCACACCCACCACCUCCUCCUCCGUCUUUGAGAAACGGUCACUAUCGUCAUGAACCACACCUGGCUGACCUCCCUCACCCUCUCCCCUUAUCUCACCCUGAUGUCUCUGGCAGGCACCCUCGAGGGGUCCACCCACACCACUACACUCAGGGGAAACGGGGAGGAACAGUGGGAGGAGGAGAAAAGAGAGGGGGUGGAGGAGGAGCAGCAGCAGGGGGAGGAGGGGCGGAGCCUCAGAGGUGGCUGCCAGUCCAUGUGCUGAGAGACUGGCGUCAGCAGCACCACCACCACGGUCACCUCCAGGGCCUGAGCAGCGAUCAGGAGUCCUACGCCGAAUCCACCGACGGGUGGUCAUCAGCUAACUGCAGCACCCUCCCCCCACCCAUGAGCAAGAUCCCAGCUGACCGUUACCGGGCUCCGCUUGCCCCAGGAGACCACCUGCCGCCACAUGGAGGGAGCCAACCACCUCCUCCCUCACAUCCCCACUCUCACACCCAUCGACUGGCUGUUCAGAAGGAUGAGUGGGCUAAAAAACUGUUCGGUGCUGGUGACCGGGACAGGGCUACUACAGAGAGAGGUGAAAGAGAGAAGAAACGAGGGAACAAGGACGGAGAGAAAAAGGGUGGUCGAUUUCGUGGUCUGACCAUGGGCUUUCCCCCUCUCCCCCAGCGUUCCUCAGCCAGGCGCUCCUUCGGACGCUCCAAACGUCUCAGCCUGGCCCGAUCCCUGGAUGAUCUGGAGUCUGCUGCAGUCUCUGAUGGAGAACUGAACAGUGUGGAGCUGCAGGGCUGCAGCAGUGACAACAGUCUGAACAGUAAUGCCAGCCUGCCCAGUGUACAGAGCCACCGGCGCCACACUGAGAGGAGAGUGGCCAGCUGGGCCGUCUGCUUCGAGAGACUAUUACAGGACCCCGUGGGAGUGCGCUACUUCUCGGAGUUCCUGAAGAAGGAGUUUAGUGAGGAGAAUAUCCUGUUCUGGCAGGCUUGCGAGUACUUCAGUCACGUCCCUGAGAAUGACAAGAAACAGCUGUCUCAGCGUGCCAGAGAGAUCUACAACAGCUUCCUGUCCAGUAAAGCCACAACACCAGUCAACAUUGAUAGUCAAGCCCAGCUUGCUGACGACAUCCUCAAUGCACCCCGGCCUGACAUGUUCAAAGAGCAGCAACUGCAGAUCUUUAAUUUAAUGAAGUUUGACAGCUACACACGGUUCCUCAAGUCCCUGCUGUACCAAGAGUGUAUGCUGGCAGAGGUGGAGGGCAGGCCCUUACCAGACCCUUACCACAUCCCUAGCAGCCCCACAUCCAAACACAGCACCACAGGCUCCGAUCGUUCCAACAUCUCUACGCCGAAGAAGGAGGACAAAAAGAGCAAGUCAGGCCGAUCUUUAUAUGAAGAGAGUCGGGAUGAUUCAGGAGACAGAAAGAAGGGCAUGUUCUUCUCCUGGUCCCGCAACAGGAGCUUUGGCAAAGGCCCAAAGAAGCGAGAGCUGGCCGAUUUCAACUACAAUUUUUCUGGCAGUAAUGGGCGCCGUGAAUCCCAGGGUUCCCUGUCUUCAGGAGCCAGUCUGGAGCUGGGGACGUCUGGGUCGGGGAGAAAUGAGGGUGAUGUUUCCCGUGGUGCAGGGUCAGUGUCAGCAGAGCGCGGAGGGGGCAGCGCCCCCUUGAGGCAGUGUAACAUUAGCUUACCAGAUGGCUCAUGUUGCUCUGUACCCCUGAGAGCUGGAGUGUCCAUCAGAGACCUGCUGCUGGGGCUCUGUGAGAAGCUUUGCAUCAACCUGGCAGCUAUAGACCUCUUUCUGGUUGGAGGGGAGAAGCCACUUGUUUUGGACCAGGACUGUAUGACAUUGUGCUCUCGGGAUCUCCGGCUAGAAAAACGCACUCUUUUCAGGCUUGAUUUGGUCCCUAUAAACCGUUCAGUGGGGCUAAAAGCGAAACCCACCAAGCCAGUGACGGAGGUCCUCAGACCUGUGGUGGCAAAAUAUGGCCUGCACCUCUCUGAUUUAGUGGCUCGUAUUAGUGGGGAGUCCGAGCCUUUAGAUUUAGGGCUUCCUAUAUCCAAUCUGGACGGUCUGCGGGUGGUAUUAGAUGUAGCUGAGCACACUCCUGGAAAAGACAAACAGAAAAUAGGUCUCUCAAAAAGCCAUGUCCCAGCAUCUACAAGCAGAAACCAAUCAACAACAGGGGAGGACAGGUCAUCAGGGAAAGCCGGUUCAGCCCAUCCCCAUGGGGAAAAUGGCAAGGCUGGACCCAGCCCUGACACAAGCACCCAGCCUUUCCCCAACCACUCUGUCUCUGUCCAUAAGGCUCCGGAGAAAAGAAAGCAGAAAAAGAUUAAUAUAGACGAAGCUGAAGAGUUCUUCGACCUCAUAUCCAAAGCUCAGAGCAACCGAGCAGACGACCAGCGAGGCCUGCUAAACAAAAGCGACCUGCAGCUCCCAGAAUUUCUGCGCCUGUCGCCAAUGGCAACCAACCAGGCUGUGCCUCCUUCCUACAACCCGGAGCCCAGUUGCUCAACCCCUAAUUCCCGUAACCCCAACAACGGCAGCUUCCCUAGCAGCGGUCGCCGGGGCAAUAAGGCGAACAGCAAUGACAAGGGAGGAGGUGGAACCCACUUGCUCAACGUGAGCCAUCAGUCCCAGAGCUUGGACUCUGCACUGGGCAGUGAGAGCGGAGGGGGGAGGAGAGCCAGACCACCCCCUCCAUUUCCUGGUACCCUCUCUCCAAUUCAGCCAUCACAGGGCACCCAGCGAGGUCUUCUUCAGGACUCUAACAGGGGGGAAUCGGUGCAGAUGCUGGAGGAGGACACCCUGUCUGAUCUGACUCUAGUAGGAGAGGGGGACAUUAACAGCCCCAGCCUCAACUACGUCACUCCCUCAGCCUUACCGUGCAAAGCCAACUCUCGACCCCAACAUCAAGCACAGGACGGUAGGCCUAGCUCAGGUACUUCCCCCGUGUGAACUUUUUUCCAAGUGUUCGAGUUUCACCUCUCUCUUCACCUGACUGAGUGGGACCCACUGAAGUCAGUUACAAGCUUCAUUUUCAGGUUCAGACCUUGAAGAGGUCUGAGGCUGAACGGCCCACAAUGCAUCCAGAUCUUCUCCUUUCCUUCUUUGAAUGAGUAAUAGACCAUCUAUUUUUCUAAAUUACUUUCUGAAGUACUGAAGGAGAAUAGAGUGUCUACUGGAAGUAUGGAGGUGAGACCUUCACCACAUGCAACAGAAAUGAGAGUGCACAACCUCACAGUGCAUACAUUGUAGAUGCUUGGAUUAUCUGUAUCUAUUGUAUGCAGACAUGAGACUUAAAAUAAAAUAGGUCAGGCACAUGAAGAGGCGAAGAAUGGAUGCAUUAGGCUUCGUCUGUGUAAGCAGACAGAAUUUCCCGGAACUUUCCUGUGUGGUGUGUAUCUGUGUGGGCCUUUGAGCAGAAUUGCUGUGGAUUUUUUUUUUCUCUGGAUGUGUGAGCUCAAGGUCGAGCUCAGUAUGAAUUGGUGCCAACCCCCCCCCCAAUGCCACCACCACCACCACCAUCUCCCCAGUGCACAGAUCUCACAAUGCACUUUAGCCAGUGACAAACAAGACUUUACACAUCUUUAGUCCAUCUUAUUUUUAUAUUUAAACAUGGAGGAUGUCUAUUUCAUGCUACAAGUGGUUGUGCCACCACAGGUUUGGAAAACAGCUCAUGGUAUCAGUUAAUAGUAACUAGCUGCUCCAUAUUCAGAGUCGUAUGGAAGCUACAUCAAUGCACUUCCAACUGAAACAUGUCUUAUUUUCCAUUUAACACAUUGCUUGCUGACACUGCAGGCCUGACCCCACAAAUACUGACAUAUACAACAGCCAUGAACAUAACUUUUUCGACUUGAGCACAGUACGUCCUGUGUCUCCACCACUGUUUUCACCUCAGGCAUUUCUCGUGUCACUCAUGAAAACAAACUGUAAUGGGUGUUCACACACACUAGCCCACUCUGACACCAUUAUCAAAGCUUUCUGCACCAAGGAGACAAGAAUAGUUUGUGUUUUUCAUCUCUGUUAGUAUUCUUUGCACUACAUUACACAAUAGGAUCUUUUUUUCCACACUUUAGCAAUUCAACAGUGUUUGGAGGUGCAGUGUCUCAGCUGGAGUCAGAACUUUGUAAAGAUUUCACUCUAACUCUAUCCUGUACUAUAUUCUCAAGAAGACAUUAAUUUAUCCCAUGCACGUCAUUUUCAUUUUUACUCUCUCUCAAACAAAAGUAUUAAUUUGUACAUAGUCAACUUUGUGAAAUCGCCAUAUUGCUGUAGUCAUUGUUGAAUUGCUUUCAGUUGUGUCUCGGUAGAAUUCAGUUCUGCUCUGUUCUGUUUGGUUGACUGUACUGUCUGUAAAUAGAUCAAAUAAAUUGUUUUAGAGGUUGAACUCUCUCUAUGGAACCUCA